GACCUGCGAAGGAUCCGCUCAGUCAUGGGAGUGCGUUACCUCGCCCGAGAGAUUUCCGUUAUCAAUAAUUUAAUCUGCUCCGAGGCUGAAGAGAGCGGAGACUCAGUGCGGCUGCGGCCAAAGUGCGCCGGGAAUUAACGCGGAGAAAGCAAUCCGUUUGCGCACUGGGACGUUUCCUAUUUAAAAACCAUCCCUGAUGACACUCUUUCGUUGAAUGUCUCUCUUUAGCACUGGAAACUAAAAGUUCCAACAGGUCAGAAGAGUGAUGACCAUCCUGUUCCUUACUAUGGUUAUUUCAUACUUCAGUUGCCUGAGAGCUGCGCCCAUGAGAGAGGUGCCGGGCAUCGUGGGGGGCCACCGAGCCGAAGGCUUUCUGGGGGCCGCCCGGGGCCAUGGGACUCCACCCAGCGGGGGGGCGCUGCCCUCACUCACGGACACAUUCGAGCAGGUGAUCGAGGAGCUACUGGAGGUGGAGGGGGAGGCAGCGCAAGGUCAGGGAGGGGGGGGUCCCAGCAACGGCGCCGCGGCCGAGUCGAAGGAUGUCGACACGUAUGCUUCGCGAGUGGUGAUCAGCAACCAAGUGCCUUUGGAGCCACCACUGCUCUUUCUCUUGGAGGAAUACAAAAACUACCUGGACGCCGCCAACAUGUCCAUGCGCGUUCGGCGCCACUCGGACCCGGCGCGGCGCGGCGAGCUCAGUGUGUGCGACAGUAUUAGCCAGUGGGUGACGGCCGUGGACAAAAAGACAGCGAUUGAUAUGUCCGGCCAGACGGUGACUGUUCUGGAGAAGGUCCCGGUGGCCAACGGGCAGCUGAAGCAAUACUUUUACGAGACCAAAUGCAACCCACUGGGUUACACGAAGGAGGGCUGUAGAGGAAUAGACAAGCGGCACUAUAACUCACAAUGCCGGACAACCCAGUCGUACGUGCGAGCCCUCACCAUGGAUAGCAAACGGAAGAUUGGCUGGAGGUUUAUACGGAUAGACACUUCGUGUGUAUGCACAUUGACCAUUAAGAGGGGGAGAUAGUGUACACAAUGUAUAGAUUUUAUUGAGAGUUCUAAAGAGAGAGAGAGAGAGAGAAAAGAGUAAAUAUCUAUUUGUAUAUAUACAUACAGGGUAAAUUAUUCCGUCAGAUGAAUUUUAUGGACUGCAUGUAAAAAAGAUGAAGUUUAUACAGUAAAAGUGAUACUACAGUCUAUUUAUUGAACAUAUUCAUGACCUUGUAAACAAUUAAAAAAAGAUCUGAUCAGUCAUCUGCGCCCAGUUCAAAUUACUAUAUCACAAUCCUCAAGAUAGUGUGGUUUUUUCAUUACGUUGCCAAGAGAGGGAUAAGGGAAGGAGAGAGGAGAGAGAAUUAUUGAAGAGAAAAAAAACUUGCAUGCUGCUUCAAUUGUGAAUAUAAACAAACCCUGACCAUCUUCAAAAAAAAAGGAAAAAAAAAAGCAAGAAAAAGCUGUUUCAACCAAAUCAUUCAGUUUACAUUCUCAGUGACCGGGCGUCCUCCUCUACUUUAUCUGUUUCCUAUUCUAAAGCUCUCAAGGUAAUGUUGGAAUUACAUACUAUGUCAAGGUGCUGUUGUCAAAGCUUUGCUGUUUAUUUUUUUAUUCCCAAGAAAGAUGAAAGAAGAAAAUAUAUAUAAA
This is a messenger RNA of Trichomycterus rosablanca, 1641 nucleotides long. It is a transcript of the gene bdnf, whose product is annotated as brain-derived neurotrophic factor. Gene Ontology annotation, molecular function: growth factor activity; nerve growth factor receptor binding. The record is from RefSeq and is a predicted model, not a curated record. Gene Ontology annotation, cellular component: synaptic vesicle; dendrite; axon. Bases 266 to 1027 code for a protein of 253 amino acids. The transcript has 2 exons. NCBI's taxonomy places the organism in Eukaryota, Metazoa, Chordata, Actinopteri, Siluriformes, Trichomycteridae. Gene Ontology annotation, biological process: nerve growth factor signaling pathway; modulation of chemical synaptic transmission; positive regulation of peptidyl-serine phosphorylation.